CCGAUUAAAAAAUUGAGAAAAUCAUUUGUUGACAAGUCAACGCAACAGUUUGGCCAUCGUUAUCUGAUAUUCUUGAAACGACAAUCAGAAUGGAUAAACUACGCAGAGUACUCAAUGGCAAUGACAUGAGUGGCGAUGAAGGCGAAGGUUUUGCCCAAUUACCGAUUGGCGAUUCUUCAUCGCUUGAUUGGUCCACCCGAAUCAAAGGAUUCAUAAUCUGUUUCGUGCUUGGUUUCAUCAUGUCCAUAAUCGGCACUGCGCUUAUACCUUUACCUCGUGGAUUGGCAUUGUUCGCUUUGUUUUACACUCUCGGCAACGGCUGUAGCAUUGCAAGCACCAUGUUCCUGAUGGGACCUUGGCGACAAAUGAAAAAGAUGUUUAGCGAGAAACGAGUUAUAUCUACUGCCUUGGUCAUUGUAUUCAUGGUUCUUACCUUAUUGGCUGCUCUUGUUUGGAAAAAAUCACUUUUGGCCAUAAUCUUUUGUUGUUUGCAGUUCUUUGCCUACAUCUGGUAUUCCAUAUCGUACAUACCGUAUGCACAGGAAUCAGUUACCAAGGCAUUCAUGUCAUGUAUCUAAUUUAUGUCAUUCAAUCACCGAAAGCUUUGAUUUAUUCCAUAUGAUCAAUUAAUUAAUUGUUGUAUUAUAAUGCAAUUGAACCAACAAUCGAUAAAUCGAAAAUAACAAUGGUGGCCAAAGUUUCCAUAUUUCAUUGUCGAAA
This is a messenger RNA of Dermatophagoides farinae (American house dust mite), 720 nucleotides long. Its product is annotated as vesicle transport protein SFT2B. Gene Ontology annotation, biological process: vesicle-mediated transport. The record is from RefSeq and is a predicted model, not a curated record. Lineage: Eukaryota; Metazoa; Arthropoda; Arachnida; Sarcoptiformes; Pyroglyphidae. Gene Ontology annotation, cellular component: membrane.